Molecule: messenger RNA, 1639 nt
Organism: Platichthys flesus (European flounder)
Lineage: Eukaryota; Metazoa; Chordata; Actinopteri; Pleuronectiformes; Pleuronectidae
Gene: rtn4ip1
Product: reticulon 4 interacting protein 1
Exons: 9
Coding region: 295-1491 (398 amino acids)
Cellular component (GO): mitochondrion
Molecular function (GO): oxidoreductase activity
Source: RefSeq, a predicted model, not a curated record
CCUGUGAUUGGCUGGUGGCGCUGAGCGGUGACCGAGGCGCCGGUCUAGGAAGAAGCAUUUUACGGAAGAGGACGUUGUUUUGAAAUGGUUAUAGCUGUAUUACUGUAGCUAUGUGAAGGAAUGCUAAGACCUGUUUGCACGAGCAGAAAAUGUGUAUGGUCAGAAGGCAGAAGUGUCUUAUAACGAACUCAUAAGAGUUUAAUUCAGCUGCUUGCUGCACUGUUCGGUCGUGUGUUGCUGAUUCACUGUCGCACACAUUUAUUCGACAGUGUCCAGACCUUGAAGAGUGAAAAGAUGGCUUCUGUCGGACACUUGGUUUGCAGGCGAUGGUUGUGUGGUCUCGGCAGAUCACCAGCAGUUCCCAGACUCAGCAGGUCGCUCACCACCUCCAGCACACGCAGGAGCAUCAUGCCAGCCUGGGUCAUUGACCAAUACGGAGGCAAUGAUGUUCUACGGUUCACUAAAAACGCCAGUUUCCCCAUCAUCAACUACCCCAACGAGGUCAUCGUCAAAGUGUGUGCGGCAGGGCUGAACCCACUGGACGUCAGCAUGAGAGGGGGCUAUGGUGCCGCUACACUCUCGAUGAAGAGGGACCCUCUGCAUAUCAAGCAGUCGGGCAGCGAGUUCCCUCUCACCCUGGGGAGGGAUGUGUCGGGGGUCAUCAUGGAGUGUGGCUUGGAUGUGAAGUACUUCAGUGAAAGGGACGAGGUUUGGGCAGCGAUCCCACCAUGGAAACAGGGCAGCUUGGCUGAGUUUGUGGUGCUUAGUGCCAAUGAGGUGUCCCACAAACCAAAGUCCCUGAGCCACCCAGAGGCAGCCGCCAUUCCAUAUGUAGCAACCACUGCCUGGUCAGCACUGGUCAACACCGGUGGUCUCAGUAAGGACAACUGUGCCAAGAAGCGGAUCUUGAUCCUCGGAGGAUCUGGGGGCGUGGGAACCUUUGCUAUACAGAUGCUUAAGGCGUGGGGGGCCCAUGUGACUGUUACCUGCUCCCAGGAUGCCGAGCGGCUUGUAAGAGGGCUUGGGGCGGACCACGUGGUGGACUACACAGCUGGACCUGUCGAGGUGCCACUCAGUGCACUGGAGAAAUUCAACCUGAUCCUGGAUAAUGUCGGUGGGGACACGGAGCGUUGGGCGUUGGAUCUGCUUAAGCCCUGGAGCGGCGCCAAGUAUGUCACCCUUGUGACACCGUUCCUCCAGAACACUGACAUGCUGGGCAUCGCUGAUGGCAUGAUGCAGACUGCUGCUACCGUGGCCACCAAGGCCCUCAAGCACCUCGUUAAAGGAGUUCACUACCGGUGGGGAUUCUUUGCACCAAGUGGCCCUGCACUGGAUGAUAUAAGGGAAAUGGUGGAUGCAGGACAGAUCCGACCUGUGGUGGAGGAGACGUUCCGAUUUUCCCAGGUGCCCCAGGCCCUGGAGAAGAUGGAGAAGGGUCACGCCCGAGGAAAGACUGUAGUCCAGGUCAUUAACGAGGGCGAUGACUCAUAGCCAUGACUCUUGGGCACUGUGCUUUUCUCUGAACGACUAUGAAACAAAUGAUAUCAGUGAAUGAAAAAACUUCAGGUCCUGGGUUGUUGCAUCCCCAGCUGCAAACAAACAUACUGUAUAUAAACAGUCGACAUGGUCACUACAGUUA